CCUCACCUCCUGAACUAUUCUACUUUCCUUUUUCAACUGAUCUCUCUCAAUGGAAGCCUUAAUUCUACAUUGAAUCAAAUCCAACUUUCUUUGAAGCCUAGUCAGAACUACUGGAUUCAGAUUGCUCUGGAGCCUUUUUGCUAGUUUGCAACUCCUUUGGAACAAAUUCUUCCUAUACUUCGGAAUUUUAGAUUGUGCCCCGCCCUGUGGAAUACAUUCAGAGAUUCCUAGAGAGGAACUGACUUCCUCAAAAACCGGAAUCAUUUUGUCUAAGGCUACAUCUAUGGACGAUUCCUUUUUCAGCAUUGAAAUGAGGUCAAUCUCCUCUAACCUUUCUAUAAUCAACGGCCAAUGUUCAUCUUUGAACUUGAACUUAGCCAGACUGACCGUUUUGGCCGGUUUUAUUCUAGAGCACGCGGGCUUUUGAGUAAUGGUCGGGUGACCCUAUCUCGCGAACAUGAUCUGACAGAUUACUAGGCGUCACAUGGACGUGCUAGAUCAGAUUAGGGUCAUUGGAAAAGACCAAAUCCAGAACGGUAUUCGCUCUGGUGGCUACACCAACAUGCUUGGAGAAAUUGCGCAAGAUUGCAAACGCCUCAGCUUUUCGAGCAAUUGAGAUGACGAUUUCGAAAUGGGAAUGUACCUAUCUGGAUGUUAUGUUAUGGACGCGCGGAGAACAGACAGACGAUGUACUGUGGUUGAAGCUCUAUUGCAAACUGUUUAUUGAACGGUAGUAGGGGCAUGGAUACAAGGGAUCGUAUAUACACAGAGAGCAUAUAUGAGAAAUGAGAGAGCGUGAUCCAUAAGCAUGGCAUAAGCCGUGAUAACCUAAAUGAUGAAUAACCCUACACUGGUCUAACCUCCCACUCUACAACGUGGCCUAUAUAUUGUCACAAUGGACAGAUCAAUUGAAUACAACAAGAAAAAUCAACUACAUUUACAAAUGUAGGAAAUGAACAGACCAAACAAUCAAAUAAUGAAAUACUCCUUUAAUAAAAAAUACAUGAAAUAAACAAGAACGGAGAAUGUAAAAUAAAAUAUGUAAGACUAAAAUACUAGUGAUAGGCAGAAGAGAAAGCUAAAGAACAAAUGUGUCUUACCUUAAGCAGCCAUGUGACCACUUCCACAACACAACACACUCAGACUGGCCGUUUGAAAAGAUCGGAAGCAACAAAAAGUGCGACUGCUGUCAAUAAAAGAUUGUACUUAGAAAGUGCAAUUAAUCCAUAAAAAACCAAUCAUCCAAGAGUACAAUUGUGCUAUUAUGGAGCAUUCGGGCCUUUGGCAACUUGAUGGCCACUGACAUGAGUUGUGAGCGAUUUUAAUGGUAAAGCACCUUUAAGGAAAAUAUCAUUUGAUAGAAGGCAAGAUUGGAGAGCGGCAAUCAGCCAGAAAUUGAAUCCAAAUAUCCUCUCGCCAAUCCAAUGCAGCACUACAUAGCUAGUAACCCAAGGCUUUUCUCAUUUGUUUAAAUAGGGCGCUCUACUCAUAUAAUUUGCUUGUGUAGCUACCUCCAACUCUAAUACCUUACCGUACAUCUGAUAGAACUUGAAAUAUAAUCAAUUAACUGUGGAGCAGGAUCUUUUUCGGCAACUUCCACAGCUUUUGAAUUUGUCCCUCAGCUCAUUAACUACUUCGUAAAUUUAGCCUUGUAUUAGGUCAAUCAGCCUAAAAGUUGCAAGUUAGAUAGCUUGCCACUACGAAUGUUUUAGAGACUCGAUUUAAAAUUGAUCACGACAAUCAUAUAGCUUUGUUAAGAAACUACAAGAUGGCUUUUAAGGACGAAGCUUAUCCAUACCCGUUUCAAAAACGGGCCUCAGGAUUGGGAAGAAAACCGGUUAGUGCAACCCUUUCGUAUUUCUACUCGACAUACAUUCUUGUCAGAGUCUAAUCUUGAUCCUUGAUCUAAGUAACCUACAAACAACGAAUCAAAAGGAACACAGGCGCAGAGAAUGGGGUCGAAGUUAAAGGACAAGAAAAAAGAAGUAAAGAAUGAAAAUGAAAAGAGUGUUAAAAAGUUUGCACUAAAUCGGAAAACAUCUAAAAAGUUCAGUUACACCAAAAAUGUGGAAUUUGAAAAAAUAGGGGGCAACCUUUUUUGACUCAAGACACUCUCAAAAUCUAUUUUCUUCUAACUUUCCAUUAACAAAUAUUUCUUAAUGUCCAUUAAUCCAGCAAUGUCGGUUUUCUUGGGCCCAAGUAUAGGUAAUAUUGCUAACAAGUUUGAGUUGCAUGUGAUUAGUUCCUUACUCGCCAAUACGUACUACGCAUGCCUUCCUUUAGAAAGAACCUUGAACUACAUUUGGCCACUUCGGGCGAAAAUCGACCAAGAAUAUUAUUGACUCAUUGUAGUUUGGUUGUGAUGGAUGCAUGAUCAAUCAACGGCAUUCGAAUUCACAUGCGAUCCAAAAGCCAAUACCAUUUUCCAGCCUUGAUCCAACUAUUCACUGAAAUUCUUUCAAUAGGGAGCACACAUGCUACUACAUUCAUGGUGCAAAAAGGUGUCGGUGGAGAAGCAUUAAUUUUGGAAGUGUGGGCAUUGCUUGUUUGUUGGAGACAUGUUGACAUAUCAGAAGAAUGUAUUAUCAAUCGUUUGGGCCAUAAUGGCCUCAUCAUUCACCAAUCUCCAAGAUGCUCAAGGUGUCUCCAUCGCUAAGGUGCAAGAAGACGGAGUCUUUUCAAAUAAAGCCUUUUUGAGGCUGAAGGAUGGAUUGCCGCGGAACUUGAUCGACUUUACGCUUUGCACUCGCCUCUCACUGAAUUAUCUUCGAGGAUCUAGGAACUACUGGCUGUCUUUAGGCAAUUUGACCCAUGACACGUUGUUAACCGGGGCUUAUGUGGUUAACGAAAAAGAAACAUUGAUAUCGGUGCAAAGAUACCACCCUAUGAUCCAGGAUGAGAUAUCUCUGCGAUUUGAAAAUGGAUUUAACUUCCAAGAAUGGGAGCACUUUUGCUUCGUGUUCCAAAGUUUCGCCCAAGUGCCAUAUCCUGGAGGAAAUAUCAACCUGACCACCAAGGCUUACUUCAAUGGGGAGUUCAUUCGAGAGGUCACCAAAGUGGUUCCCAAAUCCAGUUUCGUCGAAAUUGCCCAAGGAGCGACAUUGUUGUUGGGGCAAAAGCAAGACAACUCGCGGAAAGAAUAUGAUGUGGAACGGUCGUUUAGUGGUCGCUAUGCAGAUCUGUCCUUUUGGCGAGGCCAACUGGUUAGCGAGGAAAUCAAGGCCCUCGCCAAUUGCAAAAGCGCCUCCAACCGAGGCAUCAUAGUGGAUUGGGAUGUGAGCAAAUACGAAUUCGAUUCUAAUCAUGUCUCGGUUGAAACGUACAAGAACAACGAUCAACCUUGUUCGAAGGCCAAUUUACAUGGUCGAGCUCUUUUCAACUACGGCGCUCCUCGAGACAACUUCAAGUUUCUUUGUGACAAAUUGGACGGCCAAUUGCCCGUAUUUAAGACGCAAGAAGAGAGAACCAAGAAAUACCAGGCGAUUAAGGGCUUGUUCCUUAACACCUUUGACAACUUCACAUGCCUGUUAACAGACCAAGGUGUGGAGCAAGACCAAAAGGAGGUUUUCUUUUGGACAGGCAUUGAAGAGGACACGAAUCGGACGGGCAAUCUUUUCAUCGAUGCUUAUUCCCAAAAACCGGUGGAUUGGGAUGUGAACCUAUUUCCGGGUCCAGCUGCCGGCGAUAUCAAGUGUACCAUGGUGCGUGGGAAAGAAUUUUUGGCCAAAGAAAAAUGCGAUUCGGAAUUACCGUGCGGGUACUGUGAGUUUCAUCCCAAGAAAAAGCUACUCUUGAAGGGCCUUUGUAUUGGAGAUCUGUCCGAAAACGGUGACUUCGACACGGAAUAUUACGUUUCUGGCAUGAAAAAUGAGCGCCCUCACUUCAGAGGCUUGAGGGCCAGCCACAUCUACUUCAAUGACACGGAUCAAACUUGGGUUUUGGCUUCCCUUAGAUCUCCUGGGAAGAGGUCAUUGGUCCGAAAUGACGCGUUCAAAACUGGCUUUCCCUUGGGGAGAACCCCUUGGACAUUGCUAAAUACCAACCCGGACCAGAAAGGAAUUUGUAAUUUACGUAACGGUGAACAGCACUUCUUGGCCUUUUCUGAUUGCUAUCCUGAUAGGUUCACUUGCACAAAUGGGGAAUGCAUUGAUUUGGAGCAAAAAUGUAAUUCUGUCUUGGAUUGCCAAGAUGGUUCCGAUGAAGAGGAUUGCGAGUUUCUCAUGGUCGAUGAGAGUUAUGCCAAGGACAAACUACCCAAGCGUGGCAACGAGAAAAGUCCCCUAGAAGUUUUCUUCAGCAUCGAUAUUGGCGCUUUUCCCGAAAUCGAUUCCACCAAUUUUAAAGUCAAUUCAGACUACGAUAUCAAUCUGCGUUGGUAUGAUCCGAGAUUGAAGUUUCGGGACUUGAACAACGAGACCAAAUUCAAUGGAUUGAACGCGGAGGAAAGCACUCAUCUGUGGAGUCCUAAACUGGAAUUUGUCAAUGCCCUUGGACCAGUAAAGCAAGAUAGGGACGACUUUGGUUCCCUUCGCUUGAUCAAAGAGGAAACCGAAGCGCUCCCACAAGACUUUUCCCUCUCCAGAGAAGCUCGCCUGUACUCGGGAGAAAAAAAUUCCAUAUCCUUGCAAAGAAGAUACUCGUUAGACCAUUCAUGCGAAUUUGAUUUAUACUACUAUCCCUUCGAUACUCAGGUGUGUCCCAUGGUUUUCGAGCUAAGAGACAAAACGGAGGAUUUCAUCCAAUUCAACAAAGACCAAGAUCCUAUUAAGUAUAGAGGAUCACGGAGUCUUUCGCAAUAUGAAAUUGCCACCGAAGAAUUGGAAAUCACCCGAAACGAGAGGAAUUUCAGCACAGCCUUGGUAAAGGUUGUCCUUCGACAUCGAACCGAGUUCCACGUGGCCAAUUCCUUCGUUCAGACACUAAUUGUUCUGAUCGUGGCCUUUGCCACCUUCUUCUUCGAUUUGAACGACUUCUCGGAUAGAAUAAUGGUUAACACCGUUUUGCUCCUAGUUAUGGCCACAAUCAACGCCUCAAUUCAAAAUCAUGUUCCCGUCACAUCAUACUUCAAACUCAUCGACGUUUGGUUGCUGUUUUGUGUUGUGGUGAUUGUGAUCGUCAUUGUGUUUCACACCAUCUUGGCGGCUCUCUUCACAGGAUCUGGACCACGAAAAGGUGACAAUCUCAAUUCUAAAAGCGCCUUUCAACGCAUCCGAACUCCUUCCGGAUCUCUCACCACAGAUACUCAAGGUCUCCGGGAAACCUUUAGCGGGGACGACUCACCUGUUGGUCGAAUUGCCAAUUGGACGGGCAUGAUCAUUGUACUGGUGAUCAUCAUUAUCUUCAAUAUUGUAUUUUGGGUUAUCGCCUUGAAAGAGUUCAACAUGGACUCCGCCCAGAUAUUGAUUGAGAAGAAGCCCAUUCGUUAAAAUGGCGAGAGACACCAUAAGAUGGGAUCGAUACGUUACAGUGUUUACGAUCAAUGACAAAGCCUACUAAAACUUACAAAAUAUUCUUCGGUCAAGAGCAAGUCCUGAAAACAAGGGACAAUCUAUCGUUUAGUCACGUGAGCCAAGGUACGCAGUGGGUCAUAAAUCGAUGGAUGCUGUGCAUCGAGAUGGGGCUUUGAAUUACGACUUAAUUCAAAGUGACCGAUCAAUAUAGCAAAAUUCAUUUUUCAAAGCUUUUGAUUGAAUGGGCUGACGGUGCCUUCCUUGUUUUCACUUUCGUUUAAAAUCUAUGAAGAGAUUUCUGCGGAAUCAGCUUGGAAAGAAAUAUUUCUCCUCAUUCGGAUUGCCAAUUGGUGCUACUGGAAUGUUUUAUGGGCGUCCUGACAAGUUGGCCCAUAAGGGAUGAUUUUGAAGGCUUAGGUGAUUCCAUCAUCUUCUUACCGCCAGCUGCAAAAAGCGUGUCAUGGGCUGUUUGGUCUG
This is a messenger RNA of Tigriopus californicus, 5927 nucleotides long. RefSeq lists its product as uncharacterized. The coding region runs from base 2559 to 5426 and encodes 955 amino acids. Lineage: Eukaryota; Metazoa; Arthropoda; Copepoda; Harpacticoida; Harpacticidae. Gene Ontology annotation, biological process: signal transduction; monoatomic ion transmembrane transport; nervous system process. Gene Ontology annotation, molecular function: extracellular ligand-gated monoatomic ion channel activity; protein binding; neurotransmitter receptor activity. Gene Ontology annotation, cellular component: synapse; membrane; neuron projection. The transcript is spliced from 9 exons. The record is from RefSeq and is a predicted model, not a curated record.